AUGGAGAGGAAGAAAUUCCGACGAGAUACUCUGGUGAUGGUGUUGUGGCCAAGUGUCCUUUUUGGCAUGAACAUGUUGAAUACUAGGAUGAACACCUUGAAUAUGGAUAUGAACUUGAUGAACACCUUGAACAUUGAUAUGAACUUGUUGAAUAUGUCUAAAACUUCUGGUAGAGAAAGUCAUGACCCCCCUGCCUUUGGUGGGGAAAAUACUGAAGGUGAGGAGCCAAGCCUAUAUGUGUGUUCCGAAGGUGAGAGUUCCCAAAUGGAGGGUGUGGUAGAAGGUGUUAUAGAGAGUAGGAUGGUAGGGCUCGAGGGUGAGAGGAGGGAGCUAUUAGUGGACUCUUAG
Molecule: messenger RNA, 348 nt
Organism: Prunus armeniaca (apricot)
Lineage: Eukaryota; Viridiplantae; Streptophyta; Magnoliopsida; Rosales; Rosaceae
Source: the annotation of a GenBank genome assembly